GCUCUCCUUUUCGAGUCCUUCGCGAGUUCCCGACACUUGAAAAGGAUAAAGAUUGAAGAAAAAAGCUUUGCGCGUUUAGUCCGCCCAAACCUUUGAUUACAACGAGAAUCCUAAUAGCCAUCUGCCAUUCAACUCUAAUCUUACUCUGCUUCUUCUUCUUCUUCUUCGUUCGUCAAAAAUCUCUCGCUUCUCCGAUCCCCCCCACUUAAGAAGAUACGAAGAGAGAAAAUGGGGUUUUUUACGGGGCUUAUACUAGGAAUUGCAGUGGGACUGGCGCUGAUAGUUGGGUUCGUCCGCUGCGAGAACGUUCGGUCCAAGCGUCGGUCCGCACUCGCCACCACCAUCGCCGCUUUUGCCAGGAUGACUGUCGAAGAUUCCAGAAAGAUCCUCGCUCCUGAGUACUACCCUUCCUGGGUCGUCUUCUCUCAGCGCCAGAAGUUGAGUUGGCUAAAUCUUCAUCUUACAAAGAUCUGGCCCUAUGUUAAUGAGGCAGCGUCUGAGCUAAUCAAGGCUUCUGUUGAGCCGGUUCUGGAACAAUAUAGACCGUUUAUAUUGUCUUCGCUCAAAUUUUCCAAGUUCACUCUCGGAACUGUGGCACCACAAUUUACAGGAGUUUCUAUCAUUGAAAACGGAGAAGAUGGUGUUACCAUGGAGUUGGAAAUGAACUGGGAUGGGAAUCCAAGUAUGGUACUUGAUAUCAAGACUAGACUUGGUGUAGGACUUCCAGUGCAGGUAAAAAAUAUCGGAUUCACAGGGGUUUUCAGGUUGAUGUUUAAGCCACUGGUUGAGGAGCUUCCGUGCUUUGGAGCUGUUUGUUGUUCUCUAAGAGAAAAGAAAAAUUUGGAUUUUACACUUAAAGUUGUUGGUGGUGACAUAUCAACAAUUCCUGGGCUUUAUGAUGCUAUAGAGGGUACAAUACGGGAUGCUAUAGAAGAUACUCUUAUGUGGCCUGCUCGAAAAGUUAUACCUAUCUUGCCUGGGGAUUAUAGUGACCUGGAGUUGAGGCCUGUGGGGAUAUUAGAGGUGAAGCUUGUGCAAGCAAAGGAGCUAACAAAUAAAGAUAUCAUUGGCAAGUCGGAUCCCUAUGCUGAAUUAUAUGUACGGCCUUUACGUGACAGGAUAAAAACUAGCAAAAUAAUUAACAAUGAUCUAAACCCAAUCUGGAACGAACACUAUGAAUUUAUUGUUGAAGAUGCAUCCACUCAACAUUUGGUGGUGAAAGUUUACGAUGAUGAGGGGGUUCAAACAUCUGAGCUCAUUGGGUGUGCUCACAUACGACUAAGUGAACUUCAGCCUGGUAAAGUGAAGGAUGUGUGGCUGAAGCUUGUUAAAGAUUUGGAGGUCCAUAGAGACAAUAAAAACAGGGGGCAGGUGCAUUUGGAACUUUUAUACUGUCCUAUUGGGAUGGGAAAUGGAUAUUCCAACCCUUUUGCCCCAGAUCUUUCAAUGACCUCAUUAGAGAGGUUUCUCAAAAGUGGGGUGAAUGGAACAGAAGCUAUUGAAAAUGAGAGAGGAGUCAUACAGAAGAAAAAGGAGGUUAUUGUUAGAGGCGUUCUUUCUGUUACUGUGAUAUCUGCUGAAGAGUUGCCAGCGGUGGAUCUAUUGGGGAAGGCGGAUCCCUAUGUUGUAAUCACUUUGAAGAAAUCAGAAAUGAGAAACAAAACUCGGGUUGUGAAUGAGAGCUUGAAUCCAGUUUGGAAUCAAACUUUUGACUUUGUUGUUGAGGAUGGAUUACACGAUAUGUUAAUUCUCGAAGUCUGGGACCACGACACAUUUGGAAAGGAUUAUAUGGGGAGAUGCAUCUUGACACUAACUAGGGCUAUAUUGGAAGGGGAAUUCAAAGAGUGCUUCCAGUUAGAUGAAGCCAAAUCAGGAAAACUGAACUUGCAUCUCAAGUGGAUGCCACAGCCAGUUUACCGUGAUUCUUGAGUGCUUCUUUUCAGCAGCUGAUGGCAAGACAAUUAAAUCAAAGAGAAUGUACCACCUGCUCCAUGUAUACCAAGAACACUGCUAACAUCGACACUGACACUGACAUCGACACCGAUACGAACUAAACUAUUAAUAAACCUUGCACCAUAUAUGUAAUAGUUGAAUGUACAAAAUCUCGUAGCAUAAGCUAUAUGUAAACUACUUAUCAAAAAGGCUCGUUGUACACUAGUGAGGUUUUGAAGAAAACACAAGUAGACUCAUGGAAAUAAAAUGACUAGAGCACUAGCAUUGGUUUCUCUAUUA
This is a messenger RNA of Juglans regia (Persian walnut), 2232 nucleotides long. Its product is annotated as synaptotagmin-5-like. Gene Ontology annotation, molecular function: lipid binding. The transcript is spliced from 12 exons. Gene Ontology annotation, cellular component: endoplasmic reticulum. The record is from RefSeq and is a predicted model, not a curated record. NCBI's taxonomy places the organism in Eukaryota, Viridiplantae, Streptophyta, Magnoliopsida, Fagales, Juglandaceae. Bases 229 to 1929 code for a protein of 566 amino acids.